This is a messenger RNA of Paramormyrops kingsleyae, 1408 nucleotides long. Its product is annotated as tumor necrosis factor receptor superfamily member 5-like. Gene Ontology annotation, biological process: immune response-regulating cell surface receptor signaling pathway. Gene Ontology annotation, molecular function: protein binding. The record is from RefSeq and is a predicted model, not a curated record. NCBI's taxonomy places the organism in Eukaryota, Metazoa, Chordata, Actinopteri, Osteoglossiformes, Mormyridae. Gene Ontology annotation, cellular component: external side of plasma membrane; CD40 receptor complex.
UGCCUUGAUGAAUCUCGCACAGUGCCAUAACGUGUAAGGAUGAGGCUGUUGUAGUCAGCUGAGAUAUGCCUUCAAGAUUUGCUGUUAAAGUGAGACAGUGAAAUAGCUGAUUUUGUUUCUGGUGAAAGGACUAUCUUCCUCCAAUGUCUUCUUUCUCUAAGUGCUCUUUCUUUCUCUGGCAGCUACAGAUCGAGAUGCGGGUCUUCAGGAUCUUUUUCCUGUUCCUGUUUACCUGCUUUACUGUCUUCUUUCCUAACAAUUCACUACAGUGUGACAACCAAACACAGUACGAGAAAAAAAAUACAUGCUGUAACCUCUGUGAGCCAGGACACAGGGUAGAGAACUCCUGUGAGAAAGAACCCCCAAACACAAAAUGCAAAAAGUGCAGUCUUGGAUUUUAUAUGGACACAUACAACAAGGAAAGAGAAUGUCACCCAUGCUUUGACUGCACUAUGAAAUAUAUGAUGUACAUCACAGACUGCACUUCGACUAACAAUUCCGUGUGUGGGUGUGUGUCCGGGUACCGGUGCACAAACACGGCGUGUUUAAACUGCGAGCGUAUAACCAGCGAGACACCAGACACACCUUCGAAAGGCCUUGUAAAGCUCAUUACUACUAAAGCUACUGACCCAACUGCUUCCUGUGAGCCUGGUGCUUUCUACAGUGAGUCUUUUAGAAAGUGUCAAAAGCACAAGAACUGUACCUCCCUUGGCCUAAGCGUUGAGACUGCAGGAAAUUCUACUCACGAUACAGUUUGCGGCAACCCUAUAAGAAGUGCAGGUACAGCUCAUGUUUCUGAGAUUUUCUCAGAACAUUCACCUACUGUAAGCCCAAUUAAGGACUUAAAGGAAGAAAAGUCAUUAUUGUUUCUAUGUGUGGUAUGUAUGUGCAUAUCUGUCUUCCUGAUUGGUUUCAACUUCGCCUCACGGUGUCACCUGAGCAAGUGGAGAGCCAAUGGACUCAGGGUUCCCAGGGACGUGGAAGAGGAAGAUGCCCAGAAGCCAAUUCAGGAAGUGUGUGGAAAACUGGAAACAUGUUACACUGAAAAUUACUAGCUGAGAGUGGGAGUUUGCAACAGUUGACAAAUUGAUAAGUCUGAGGGGGUGUAUUAUGACAUUAGAGGCAGUGAACAGGGGCACAGAAAAGCACAAAGGAAGUGUGACAGUCGACAGGAGGAAGUGGAACGGCACUGAGGCGUACUGACAGAAUCACACACUACAGGCACUCCAUAUACACACUAUGGCUAAUGGCAUACAUAAACGCUGCUUACAUGCUACUGUUAUAUUUUAGAGUUACAGCUGUCAAUUUUAACUGCUAAUAAGUCAUUUUUACUAUGAUUUUUAAAUCCUAGAUUUAUACUUUUAUAUUUUUUUCCCACUCUUUAUAAUAAAAAAUCUUUUUCUGUCAA